UAAACUCUAAUUGUCAUUUUAGUGCUGCAAGCUCCUGUGUAUCUCUGUAUCUAAGCAACAUGAGUACUAGUAGAACUGUGAAGAGCUGCAUAUCGUCAUCCAUCCAGAAGUAGAGGGCAUAUCUGUACUGACAAAGGCUGGUGUUGUUGAAAGAAUAGAAAAAUGGCGUUGGCAAGUGGUCAUUGGAUUGAAAAAGAGAUCAAAGGAGACCUGCCGUGCCCCAGACAUGGUCAUGCCCUGGCAGUAGCUGGAAAUAUAGCAUUCCUGUUUGGUGGCAUGUCCACCUUGAAUUCCCUGGAUGGCCAGCCAAAACAUUUAAAUGAUUUUUACAUGUUUACAGUUUCACCAACUGAUUUGACUUGGGAGGUGAUACCACAAAAUGGGCUGAUUCCACCUGCAAGAGAGGGCCACUCUCUAUGUGUGAUAAAUGGAAAAUUAUACCUAUUUGGUGGUGCUUCACAUCCACAAGCCAAAGAAUGCCUUCCUGGAGUGUACUGCUUUAACACUGCAUCAUUAACCUGGGAGAAGCUGAAAACUGGAGGAGUCUCUCUGAAGAGUUUGAAGCAUAGUGCAGUCACAGUCGGGGACAAUAUUUAUGUCUUUGGCGGGAUCCUGGAUGGCACCCCAAAAGAUGACCUUCUGAUGUUUAGCACAGUGUCAAUGACCUGGACUCCAGUUAAAACCACUGGCUCACUGCCAUCUGCCAGGUACGGUCAUACAUGUGCACUGGUGGGUGACCAGAUAUACAUGUUUGGUGGCUGUUCAGGGGAUAACUGUUAUCACACAGAUGUUCAUAUUCUCAAUACAGAUACUCUGAUAUGGCAGAAGUUAGAAGUGAAGGGAGAAUCGCCUGUUGGAUGUGCAGGUCACACAUUCACACCUCAUCAUGACAAGGAUAUAUAUUUAUUUGGAGGUAGAUAUAUCAGCAAAAAUGGCACUAUCACAUCAACAAAUGAAAUCCAUAAACUGAGCAUUGCCAAGAUGAAAUGGAAAGUGCCAUUGUAUAUUGGGAUUCCUCCAACCGGCCGACACAGUCACACGGCAUUUAUUCUUCAUGGUCAUAUGUACGUAUUUGGAGGCUCAAAUGAAGAGAAGGAGUUUAAUGAUUUAAACGUGAUGAAACUAAUAAAUCCUUCAGAAAGACAACCAAUAAUGAAGGAAAUCCUGUCUGAAUUUGGAAUCCAGGGAGUAAGCAAUUCAUUUGCACCUACAAAGGUUCCUAAUGUCAAGUAUGAACUUAGUGACCCUCCUUUUCCUACAAGAAUAGAAUCACCUCCCCCCGUCCAGCUAGCAAGCAGCAGGGAUUUCAGUGCUGUUCGUAAUGAAGCCAUGGAGACAAUCAACAGAGCAUUUGCUAUGCUGGACAAUGAGUUCCUGAAGCUGGAUAAUGAAAAGUCACUUAUCGCUCAAGCUGCAAUUGCUCUCCAGCAUGAAAGAGAAGUCUACAGCAUCCAGUAUCAAAAACAACAACAGGAACUCCAGGAAAUGCUAGAAAAACACAAGGCCCAAAAUGAAGCCUGGCUAAAAGCCCGAGCAGAGGAGAAUGACAAGGAGAGGAAGGAACUCUAUAAACUACGGGAGGAGAUAUUGCAGGAGCAAAAGAAGCUUAAAGAAGAGCAAGAGAACAUUCAAAAACGAAGUGAACAGCUGCUGUCCAUCAUGCAGCAGUUUAAAGGCAUGUAGAACAAAAGAGUAAUCUACAACUUAGUUUAUGAGAACAAAUUCAGUCAUCAACUGUGUUUAUGUUUUAUCAUUAUUUUUUAAUUAAGAAAUGACUUGUCAUUUUUAAGUUAACGGGUAAUGAAGAUGAUUUUUGAAAGGUACUGUACUUUUAAUUAGAUUUCUUCUCAGAAAUAUAUAAGAAACAACAGGAGGGCAGAAUUCAAAAUGACUAACAAGACAUGCCUUUUUACCAAAUUUAGGCCAGAAUAGUGAGAUAAAUCAUUUUAAAGAUAACUGAUUAAUUGACCCAAUUCAACCUGAAAAACGUAAAAGUGCUCCAACCUGGUGCUACAUGCAUGGCAACUGAAUCUGAAAAAAUAACAAAAGUAAACAUCAUUCAGUUUUUUCAGUAUAACCUAAUAGUUAAAGACUUAAUACCGAAAACUGUAUUUGUUUCCAUUACACUGCUACACUGUGUUAGUUCAUUAUUCUGAACUCUUAUCAGAUGCCACACUGUUUCUGUUGUACCAUGGUAUUCAACUUUGAGACAGUGGUGAGUAACAUAAAGUAGAAUCAAGGAGUUCAGAACAAAAUGUGACGGGAAAGCUGGCCAUCAUUAAAACAGAUUCCCAUGCUUUUAUACUAGCCAACCAUUUGCUACCUGCUUCUUCCAAUUCAGGGUCAUAGGAGAGCCUAUCCCAGCAAGCAAUGGGAGUACAGCCUUGUAGGAAUUUGGUCUGGUACUAAUUGAACUCGUGAAUUUUCUAAUGUAACCAUGAAAUGCUGUAUGCUGAUUAAUCUUACUAUAAGUUACAGGCAGGGUCUAACACCCUGGACAGGAUGCCAGUCCAUUGCAGGGGAGACACAUUCACACCUAGGGCCAAUUUUCCACACUCACUCCCAGAAGCCUAUAAUCUACUGUACCAGUAUGUUUUUGAACUGGGGGACGAAAUGGGAACACCCUGAGGUAACCCACACAAACAUGGGAAGAACAUACAAAUUCCAUGUAAAUAGGAUAGGCAGAUAGGCCCUAGAGCUGUGAGGCAGCAAUGCUAACCACUGUUGCACUAGGCUGACCUUUUACACAUAAGCUUUUAUUAAUUUGCAAUUAGAAUGUUAAAAUGGAGAAGUAACCAGGAAUAUAACAUUUUCAUUUCACAGUUUCAUUUAGAGCUUUUAAAAAAAGCUAACGGCAACUGAGAACACCAGGUAGGACCACAAUGGUGUAUUAAAAAUAACAUUUUAAGAAACAGAAAUAAAUUUGCUGUAGUGGUAGGUUGUGAACAUGAAGAUGGUAAUGUCUGUUAACAUUUUUAUAAGCUGAUAUUAAAGUUAUAAAACCAGAAUUGGAGUGAUCAACACUAUACUUCCACUGCUGACAGAUGUGGAAAAUGGCAUUUUCAUCAAUAGUAAAUGGUACCAAAGUUAUUGAUUCUUUGAGCAUCAAAAUUAUGGGGUUCAACGGGCACUCGUUUUAUUCAGAGACAGAUUUUCUAUAACAUAUAUACCAAACAUAUAAAUAUUUUUAAGUAUGGCACUUCAUUUUUUUCCUCAGGGUAAUAAAUUCAAAUGUCUUUUUUAUUGUCUAUCCAUUCUGUACUGCCUUCAUAAGUCAUUCUAUUAGAAAUUGUAUUUCUAGUACUAUUUAAUUUAUACUAGUGAUAAAAGUAAUGGAGGAAAAAAUCCAGAAAUCUUCUUUAAAUUUAGCUAAGCAAGAAAGAAUUGACAUAUGCUUUGAGUUAGGAGUGUAGUCCAACCCAGAGUCAGAGCAGUUUAUCCUGGAUUAUGCAGUAUUAAGCAGGCUAGAAAGCACCAUCCCACACUCAGCUAGGACACUGGACCAUCACAGAGAUGAUUCCCCAGCAAAGCUGGUCUCCAUUGAUAUGGAGCUGGGUAGACUGGUGGAACUGGGAUAAAGGCAACAAUAUAAGGCCCAUAUCAGGAGUCUGAAUCCACAACCUACCAAUUAUGAGUCCAAAAACCUACCCACUAAACUACACCACCCCCACAAUGUGUAUAAGGAUCAACAAAGCAUUAACCAUCUUAAAAGGGUGUAUGUUUUCCUGGCAUUUUUCUUGCAAGUUUGCUACUCAAAAUAUCCCUUAUUAUUAGAAAUAGAAGCUGUAGAUACAGUUUGCUUUUUAGCACACCACACAACUGUUUGACUGUGUCUCUUUGACCCUUCAAUCCAAUCCUUCCCCUAGAACUUACUUAUACAUACUCAUCUUUUUUUGUGAAGCUCAGCCCACAAUUUUACAAUGAGAUUAAAAUGAGCCAACUGGGGGAGGCCAGCUCAUUACUUUCAAGGCCAGGUUUUCUCCCUGAGGCUGUUAAAGAAUUAAAUAUUGCUUGAUAUUGCUUGUUUACAUAUUUACCAAUUCUCCUAUUGUAUCUGUGCACUGCCAAAAAAGCCCCAAGACCUUACAGUACUUCCUUCGACAUGUACCUUACGUUUCACUUUGAAUAUAUAAUAAGAUUUUUAAUGCUGAAAUUUGCAGCCAUUGUUGCAUCCACCCAUAGUACUUUUCACCAUUUCUCCUUUGGCAAUUAUUUUUGGAGCUUAUCCCAGAAGCUGGAAUGACAGAAUGCCAGUCCAUCACAAGACAAACAUAUCCAAUAGCCAACUUAGAAAUGAAUGUUAACCUGGGCAACAUGCCUGUGGAAGAAAAUUGGACUACCUGGAGAAAACCCAUGCAAACACAGGGAAAAUAUAUAUGUGUGCACAGCUGAUCCUGGGCUGCUUUUUCGUAUCAUCUAACCUGUAAGAAUACAUAGUUAACAAACUCGCCAGCAAGCAAAAAGAGGCAAACUAAACCACGCUUGCACUUGGAAAGCAGCAAAUUGGAUUUGCAAGUUCAACAUUUUGUGUUUUAAUAUUAUUAAUAAAUAUUCAUGAAAUACUGCGUGUAGUGACUUUUAAGGACUUCGCAGAUGCAUUAUUUUACUAAUUUAGUACACAGGUUUUUAAUUCUGUUUUAUUUGUAUUUUCAUUCUGUUUAUUAAUUUGUACCUGUCACUAUUGGUUUUGCAUUAUUAGUAGUAGUAGCAGCAGUAGCAGUAGUAUUUUAAAGUGUUAAAGCUACUUUCUGUUACAAUGUUAAGUAUACUACAUUCAACCAAA
Messenger RNA from Lepisosteus oculatus (spotted gar), 4783 nucleotides. The record is from RefSeq and is a predicted model, not a curated record. Lineage: Eukaryota; Metazoa; Chordata; Actinopteri; Semionotiformes; Lepisosteidae.